This is a messenger RNA of Meloidogyne enterolobii, 495 nucleotides long. The record is from the annotation of a GenBank genome assembly. Lineage: Eukaryota; Metazoa; Nematoda; Chromadorea; Rhabditida; Meloidogynidae.
AUGUCCCUUAUUGGAAUACUUAUAGCCUUUUGCAUUAUUCCUACAGCGGUUAACGCGGAUUGUCUUUCAGGGAACUGGACAACUCGUGUUGCUACAGAUGGUAAUACGUAUGGGUAUCAAGUACUGAUGAGAGAUUGGCUUAAUUUUUAUGAGGCCCGUGCUCUAUGUCUCGGUGUUGGAGGAGAUGUGGCUUCUAUCCACAGUGAUGCUGAGAACGAGUUUGUUCGAAAAUUGGCCGCCCCAUAUAUUAUCGCUUGCCAAACAAAUAAAACAACUUGUGGCUCUAGAGCUUCUACAAGCCUUGACUUGAUUUUGAGUACAGUUUGGCUGGGAAUGAAUCGUUGCCAAUACUUUCCUAAUUAUAAUGCUACUGUUGAUUGUGUGAAUUCGGAUGGAACGCCUUGUGAUUACGCUACUACUUCUUCGAUUUCUCCAUGGGCUGUGGGAAGCCCUUCAGGAUCUGACAGCGGAGGGGGAGGUAAUUUUUAUUUUUAA